AUGGCUCUUUUCAUCCUAAGGCUUAUUGUCGCGGCCGUCACUGCCAGGAUCACCAUGGCCAGUGCCAGUAAUGCUGCCCCGUCAGCAACAGCGUCCAUCGCGCUGCCCAUGCAGUCAUCGGCGCUAGGUCCACUUUUCAACAUCACUGUCGGAACACCUCCGCAGCCACUGACCGUGUUGAGCGACUGGACCUGGAUGUCUCUGUUCACCCGCUCUGCACACUGCGAGGGAAGCUACAACGUCACCGCGUGCAUUCCACCAGGCCAGCAAUGGUACAAUGAGCGCCAGUCGACCACCUUCCACAAUACCAGCUAUGACGCCACGGCGUGGGAAAACACCAGCUUCCUUCCCGGCUACCCUUUCGCGGUGACCUACGGGCAGGACAGGGUGUGCAUGGGCGAGAUUUGCUCCAACGAGACGGUGUUCCAACUCUCCAACUUCAGUAUCACCAUUCCCGACGUCGUCCCAUUCGGUGGCAUCUUCGGCCUCGCGCCCGUCCUGCCCGGUCUAAACGAGACUUUCUUCCCGGCAUCCUACCAAGCCUAUCUGGGGGGACGCUUGGGUCCCCAGGUCGGCUUCCAUUCUUGCGCGGCCUUGUCCUCCACGGACACCUGCGGCGGAGGCGAUAUGCAAGCCGUCCUCGGGGGCACCGCCGGCCCGGAUGUAUAUGACCCGGCGGACCUAGUUUGGUUCGAUGUCGAAGCGGAAGACUGGCUCUCUGAGAGUGCUCCGUUGAAUGUGCGGCCGGCCCGCAGCAAUUUCUGGGCUGUCCAAUGGACGGGGAUGUGGAUCGGCGAGGAGAGUCUACCGCUGGCCCAAUCCACCACAACGGGGGGUUGUGAGAACAUGCCCCUGGCGGUUUUCGAUGAAGGGUCCGAGGGAUAUAGAGCCCCGGUACCUGCAGCGGCCUUGGAUACGUUUCUGAGCGCGACAAACGCCACCGUGUCAGGCUCGACGUAUUCGCUUCCAUGUGAUAUUGAUCAAGAGGGCCUUCCGACCCUGAGAUACGAAUUGCAAGGCAAGCACAACUAUACUAUCCUCCCUUCGGAGUACGUCACGCGCAGCGAUGAGGGAUGCGAGUUGAGGAUCCGGGCGUGGGAUUUCGAGAGCAAUGGGCCCAUGGCACUAUUUGGACAGGCUUUUCUGGGACGGCUCUACAUUGUUCUUGACUUUGCAAGAUUGCAAGUUGGUUUGACUCCAUUGAGAGAGGAGUUGUUUGUAUAA
Aspergillus thermomutatus is the source of this 1224-nucleotide messenger RNA. RefSeq lists its product as uncharacterized. Lineage: Eukaryota; Fungi; Ascomycota; Eurotiomycetes; Eurotiales; Aspergillaceae. The transcript has a single exon. Gene Ontology annotation, biological process: proteolysis. The coding region runs from base 1 to 1224 and encodes 407 amino acids. Gene Ontology annotation, molecular function: aspartic-type endopeptidase activity. The record is from RefSeq and is a predicted model, not a curated record.